Messenger RNA from Melanotaenia boesemani (Boeseman's rainbowfish), 186 nucleotides. Its product is annotated as cortexin domain-containing 1-like. The record is from RefSeq and is a predicted model, not a curated record. The transcript has a single exon. The coding region runs from base 1 to 186 and encodes 61 amino acids. Lineage: Eukaryota; Metazoa; Chordata; Actinopteri; Atheriniformes; Melanotaeniidae.
AUGGAUCCUCCAACUCUCCCUGCAACCAGGCUAGAUGUAGAUGUGGAUCUUGGAUUUGCCCUCUUCUUCUUCUUUCUUCUCUGUUUCUUCUUGUUGAUAACCAUCAUUCGCUGUGCUCAGCUGGUGCUGGACCCUUACAGUGCUGUUUCUGCUUCCGCAUACCAAGAGGAGCAAACGGAGGAAUGA